Molecule: messenger RNA, 2148 nt
Organism: Pseudocercospora fijiensis CIRAD86
Lineage: Eukaryota; Fungi; Ascomycota; Dothideomycetes; Mycosphaerellales; Mycosphaerellaceae
Exons: 1
Coding region: 1-2070 (689 amino acids)
Molecular function (GO): protein binding
Source: RefSeq, a predicted model, not a curated record
AUGGCAUCUGUAACGUCCCUCGAUCAGGACAUGCGCAACUUGCGCCUAUCUCGAUACACUCCGCAGGCAGCAAACGAGGCACGAACUUGGAUAGAACGUACCUUGGGCGAGAAGCUGCCUUCUGGAGACUUGCUAGAAGGAUUAAAAGAUGGCGUCGCAUUAUGCAAACUGGCAAAUCUCGCGGUCCAAGGCAAGGCUGGCUCGAUCAAGUUCAAGGCCAGUCCCAUGCCUUUCAUCCAGAUGGAGAACAUCAGCCAUUUCCUGAAGGCCUGCGAAAUGCCACCUCUGAACAUGCCAGCACAUGAUCGCUUCCUGACUGUCGAUCUGUUCGAGCAGAAGGACCCAGCACAAGUACUACAAUGCCUAAGCGCAUUCAGCAGGCAGGCGCAUAAUCUCAACCCGUCGAGAUUUACAUCUACAAUUGGGCCUCGAAAGGCAGGAGGUACCAUGUCUCCAGCGACCACGGGCGGAGGCUACACAAAUGGUGGCAGCAUGCGACGCGCACCAAGUCCGACCAAACCCUCGGUUGCCAUGCCUACAAACACCCGUGCCAUGAGCCCGGCACUUACAGGAGGAUCGAACAGCUCGCGACAAUCAGCCACAAAGUCUCCAGAAGGUCCGGUUAGCAGCUGGAGUAAUAGAGCCGAUGAGACAAAGACAGCGCCUGCAUGGAACAUCCACCAGUACGGUUACAUGGGAGGAGCAUCGCAGGGCAAUCAAGGCAUUAGCUUUGGCGCGAGGCGGCAGAUUACUAGUCAAGCCCCUGCAGUGCCAUCUCUAGCCGAGAAGCAGAAGCUACGAAAGCAGAAAGAGGAAGAAGAGGAGCGAGCACGACAGCAAGCUGCGGAAGAGCGUGAGCGGCGCGCGAGAGACGUGCAGCAAGCAGAGGAGCGGGCAAGACUGGAAGAGGAACGAAAAUGGGAAGAGGAGACCAAGCGAAAUCGCGAAGAGGAGAGGCAGCGUCUGGAACAGCAAAAACGAGAAUGGGAAGAACAAGAGCGGAAGUGGAGGGAAGAGGAGCAACAAGAAGAGCUUCGCAGACGAGAAGAUGCUGAGCUGCAAGCUAAGAUGAGUGCACGGAAGCCGCCUGAGAAGCCUAGGGUGCCCAGCUCGAGCAUCCUACGUGGCCAGACUCUAUCACAAUGGCAGAAAGAACAAACCGCAUUAUCUGCAGUGACAGUAGGCUCUCCUGAGAGUACUGAGACGCCAGAACAGCGCAGAGUGAGAGAACUCGAGAAACAGCUUGAAGAAGCACGAGAACGCGAACGACAAUAUCAGGCCGAGCGGGAGGAGCGGUUACGAAAAGGCACGGGCGAGUCUGGGUCUCGGCCCAGCACCGCAGAUACUGCACGACCAAGUAGCGCACAGCAGAGCGAUGUCAGCUGGGCAGGCGAUGAGCGCGAAUUCUCACGAAAGCAGUUACACGCCGAGCCAGCGGCGGCCCGCCCAACUCAAGUCGGCGCUCAGAGACCUCUGCCUGCAAAGCCCGAAGCAGCACCAAGCCUGCCAUCACGUCCACUCCCUGAGCCAGCAGUUUCGACCCCACCCCCCUCACUACCCGCAAGAGGUCAACCAUCACCAUUCACAAGACCGCUUCCAACACCCAAGCAUGACCCAGAGCCAGCACCGCAACCCGAACCAGAGAUAUUUGAGCAACGCCAACCGAAUCGGACAGAAGCGUUUCUCGCCAGCAAUCCAGCUCCAGCAACUACAGGACCUCGAAUAUCUUCAUCUCAAGAGGCCGGCGAUACCUCGCUCGAGCAACAACGACUACGCGACUCCCGUGUAGCCUCACAGCAAAAGACGAAAGCUGGCGGCUGGGCGAGUAAGUCACUCUUGGAACGAGAAAUGGAGCGUGAGCGAGAAAGGCAGAAGGAAUGGGAGGCCAACCAGGAAGCGACUAAGAGUGCACCGCGAGACGCGAGCCAGGGAAUUGGAGAGGGACAGACGUGGGAUGUCAACCAGUAUGGUUAUAUGGGAGGUGAUUCCAUGAACAAAGGCUCAAGCGUUGGCAGCGGCAUCAAUAUUGGUGGUCGCCGGCAGAUUAUUGGUCCUAGACCGCAGAAGUAGAGAUGAUUCGGCAUGGCAUGGCAUGGCAUAUACGAUGUAACGCAGCGAAAAAUUGAUUGACCGGCUUCUUUCUUCAUU